Molecule: messenger RNA, 2080 nt
Organism: Nothobranchius furzeri (turquoise killifish)
Lineage: Eukaryota; Metazoa; Chordata; Actinopteri; Cyprinodontiformes; Nothobranchiidae
Gene: slc61a1
Product: major facilitator superfamily domain containing 5
Biological process (GO): molybdate ion transport
Cellular component (GO): membrane
Molecular function (GO): molybdate ion transmembrane transporter activity
Source: RefSeq, a predicted model, not a curated record
UGCUGAAGGCAGGGGGUGCUCUUUUCGGCAUAACACCGGAUCCAGGAAGUGUUUGCUAUUUGCUAACAUCCACUCUGAGUUGUUCAGUGUUUAUAUUUGCUCAGUGGCAUAAAUAUGGGGUCAUUUUCAAGCGCGACGGUGCAGAGAAACAGGGAAGAAUCAGCUGGAAGCAGAUCUAGAAUUCACCUUUGACCUGCAGUGGGGUGCUGUGUAGAACAACAUGUUGGUGACAGCGUAUUUUGCUAUAAUUGUGUUGCUGGCUGUCUGUGUUGGCCUGGAGCUCACAGCACGCCGCUUCACACCGCCCCAGUCUGCUACUGCUGUGGCCAACCCAGUUUUUCGCCAGUUUCAGAAAAUAUUCCUCCGAGCGUACCUUUUGGCUUUGUGGGCAGACUGGCUCCAGGGCCCUUACCUGUACAAACUGUACCGUCACUACAGCUUCCUGGAAUCCCAAAUAGCCAUUUUAUAUGUGUGUGGUUUGGCUUCCUGUGUUCUGUUUGCUCCUUUUUCAGACUGGCUGCUCCAAGCUUUGGGCCGCAGACAAACAUGUCUCCUAUUCUGUGUUUCCUACUCUGCCUGUUGUCUCACUAAGCUUUCCAGAGAUUAUUUUGUUCUGAUUGUGGGCCGUAUUCUGGGUGGUCUCUCAAUAUCUCUGCUCACCACUACGUUUGAAGCCUGGUAUGUGCACCGACACGUGGAAGUCCAUGAUUUCCCAAAGGAAUGGAUCCCCAGCACCUUCGGCAAAGCUGCUACCUGGAAUCACGGCCUCGCUGUUGCAGCUGGACUGGUGGCUAACUUGCUGGCUGAAUGGCUCCACUUGGGGCCAGUGGCUCCAUUUCUGCUGGCUGUCCCCUGCCUGGCCUGCUGUGGCUGGGUGAUUCUUACAGACUGGGGAAAGGAAGAAGCUGAAGGAGGUCCUGAAGGGGACAAACGGACUCUGCUACUUGGAAGUCCAAAUGGAGGUGUGGCCUGUUUGUCUACGACAGGUCGAUUCUCACGCAGCUGCUCAGAGGGGCUGCGUUGCCUGCUGUUAGAUCGGAGAGUUCUGCUCUUGGGUGGAGUGCAAGCUAUGUUUGAGAGUGUCUUAUACAUUUUUGUUUUUCUGUGGACACCAGUACUGGACCCUCAUGGGCCUCCUUUAGGAAUAGUGUUUUCCUGUCUGAUGGCAGCUAGCAUGAUUGGCUCCUUGCUGUACCGGCUGGCCACCUCCUCUCGUUACCAUCUCCAGCCUGGUCACGUGCUCUGCCUUGCUGUGCUGAUGGCCUUCUUCUCGUUUUUCAUGCUCACUUUUUCCACUGCUCCAGGCCAGCCCAGACCUCAUGAAUCCUUCCUGGCUUUCCUGCUGCUGGAGCUGGCCUGUGGUCUGUAUUUCCCUGCAGUUAGCUUUUUGCAGAGCAGGGUAAUCCCAGAGGACAAGCGCUCUGGGGUGCUAGCCUGGUUCCGCCUGCCUCUGCACCUGCUGGCCUGCCUUGGACUACUGGCGCUCCACGGAGAAGUCUCAGGAACAGGUGGAGGGGAAGGUGGAGGCGGCACCAGACACAUGUUUGGAGGCUGUGCUGUUAUGAUGCUGGCAGCUCUGAUGGCCGUCGUCAGUCUUUUCACCCUGGGCAGAAACGACACCGACCUCAGACUGGAGGGCAGUAGAGGGGAGGGGGAGAUGUAGUGAAACUUGUUAAGCCACACCUACAUUUCUGAUUGUGUUGCUGAAAAUGAAAGCAUGUUUUGAACUGGAGUACACUUUAAACCACAGAAUGACAAGAAAUAGAAAUCAGCAAGGGGAACUUGGAAAAAUCAAGUUAGUUUAUUUCCUGGGUUUUUUCUCUUUAAUGUUAUUUCUGAGAGUUUAUACCCUGAUUUGUGUAUGAGAGGUUUUAGGGAUGUGGCCAUAUAAACUCAGAUUACCUAAACUGCUGAAAUAUUUCAUAACCAUUCCAUAAAGGAUUCCAGAUUACUUGUAAUUCCCUCAGUAUGUCCACCUGUGUGAACGUGAUAUGAAGCAUUUACAUGUUUUGUUUAAAAAAAAACUGAAAACCGUUUAAGAUUUACUUUAAAACUGGAAUUAAAAUCCAAAGGAACAAUG